CUGAGGAAUGGUCUGUCUCAUCUGCAGAUGACGGUGGUGUCUCCUAGCACUCAUGGGUUGACGGACAACUCCCAUCCUCAGGCCGUUCUAAGCCGACUGAGCGAACAGCAGUCACACGGCCUGUUUUGUGAUGUCACAAUUGUUGUGGAGGACGUCAAGUUCCGAGCUCACCGCAACAUCCUGGCUGCAACCAGUGGAUACUUCAGGAAUGCCUUCACCACACCAGAUAUGUGGACAUCUGGUCAGGUCCUAGAACUGCUGGAUUUGAAGUCUGAGGUCUUUGCCAGCAUCUUAAAUUUUAUCUACAAUGCCAGGGUGGAGUCAAGCAGCUUAGAGGACAGGAGCUCCUUGGUGGCAGCUGGAAGGCGGUUGGGGAUUCCCUUUUUGGAGAAGCUACUGGAAUCAGACAGGCCAGGCUCUGGACUUUCACUGAGUCAAGCCACCACAAACACAGUGGUCUCCACCACUCACCGAAACCCCAGCAGUCCUCACACCCUGAAAAGAGAAACUUCACGGCCUGAGGAGCCGGAAUGCUCAAGAGGUCCACGAAUCACAAAUGCUUUUUCUAUGACUGAGGUGGGAGCAGGGAACAACCCAUUCACCCCUGCGGACUCACGAGGUGGAGGGCACCAGUCACCCAACUUGGGGCACCACCCUGCCAGUUGUGCCACCUCAAGUAUGCCCACUGUGGAAAAGGAACCUGCUCAGACCUUGUCAGAGCACUCAUAUGCUGUGAGUCAGGAUCAUAAAGCAACUGAGCUCAACGAGGAUGUCAGCAUCAGUGACAACAAAGCCAGCAAGCCAGCUCUAAUUCCACCCAAGACACCGGUCUGCCGAAACCUUGGUCCACUCAAGAAACGUCACAGGCUUGGGAAAGAUAACCCCUUUAUAUCUGAUGUAUCAGGUGUAUCUGCACAAGCUGAUAGUUGCCCCGUGCUACAAAAGGCCCCUCACAUUCCCCCAGAGUCACCACUACCCCUAGUAUCCUCUGACCCAAAUACAGAGACAUGCCCUAAUCCUAAACUGUUGUCUCAAACCGAGGACGUGAUACUUCAAGAGGCAGAGCCACCUUCACUGAGCCCUCAGGACACCCCCAAUAUUCCCACCUACCACUGCCAGCACUGCCCCGAGGCCUUCAACAACAGAGCACUUCUAACUAUCCACAUGCAAAUCCACAAAAAGAGAUUUGUCAGUCAUUUGUUUUGUAAGUACUGUCAUAGAAAGUUCAUGCACUUAAAGAGGCUACGAAACCACGAGCAGGUAUGUAAGAAACCUUUAAAAGACCCACCUCAGCUAGAACCAAAUGGCAUAGAUGCUUCAACCGACACUGUCUCAGAAAACAUACCAGAUAUGGACGACACAUCACUGUCUCCACCUAAUCUUCAAGACCCUUUAACCUUCAACCUAGCACAGACUAGUCCUCUAGAAGCAACCCAGGUUCUUGCUGAGCAUGUUGGGAAAGCCAGUGGGGGUCCACGAACAUAUAAGUGCAGUGUGUGUAAACGUGCUUAUGUGACACUGUCUAGCUUGAAACGGCAUGAGAAUGUACAUUCAUGGCAAAGGGCCUACCCCUGCCACUACUGUAACAAGGUGUUUGCUCUGGCAGAGUACCGCACUAAACAUGAAAUCUGGCACACCGGAGAGCGCCGUUACCAGUGCAUCUUCUGUUUAGAGACUUUCAUGACCUACUAUAUCCUCAAGAACCAUCAGAAGUCUUUCCAUGGCAUAGAUCCUCGACUGGCUGUGAACAAAAAGUCAGCAAAUGGUGGUUUUAAAAGUAAUAUUUAUCCCAUCAAGCUCUACCGACUUUUGCCUAUGAAGUUCAGGAAGAGACAGUAUAAGACGUACAGCCAAACUUACUCUGAUAUAGAGAGCCAAGACCAAUCCUUCACCACUUCACUGGGCAGCAGCUCACACACUGCUCCAAUUGAAGGUGGAACAGCUUCAGAAAAUCCAGAUGGUGUCUGUAGUGGUCGGUCAUUAUUUUCUAUGCCCGUGACGUUCAUGGCAACUCCCAAGAUGGUGGCACCAGAAAUUCCUCGAAUCAGCUUUGAACAGCCAUGUGACCAAAAUAUAGAUCCCUCCGAACUGGACAGAUCUGAAUCGAUAGAACAGAGUGUCCUGUCAUCAGAUGUCCAAAAAGAGACUGGAUUGUCAGGUUUUGAGCAAACUGGGUCAUCUCUGUUCACUUAUGGAUAUACUGCUCCCUCAGUGAUGACACAAGAAAGCAGAGGAUCCUCUAUAGUUAUGCAAGGAAAUGAUGUCUUGUCACUAAAGGGCACUGACAAUAAUGGGCAUAUUCUACCUUUCCAGAAUAAACCGUCUAUAAGCUCAUUUGAGGGCUUGAGCAGGCUUGGUGACAUAUCAGCCACAGCACACACCAUUGAGACCAUGGCAAAUCAGCUGCUUUUGCCCAGGACAGAAACCCUGGCACAGAGCCGAUCUGUUGGUGGGAAGACAGAGACCUACAUCGCAAAGCCUGCUUGUCCUGGUCCAUCUAUCGACAGCCAAGUCCUGCCCCUCUGUCAGAUAACGGUGAAGAUUGGCAAUGAGGCUAUCAUCAGACGAAAAAUUAAAGGCUCUAAGCUGUUCCCAAGGAAGAAAAAAAGGAGAAGCUGGAGGCAUAUGGAGAGCAAAGCCCAAAGCAAUCAGGCGGAUGAUAGUGGGAUAAGUCCGAGUCUGCAUCUGAGAACAGAGGUCUCCACCUCCAUGGCUGAUAACGACCAAUUUGACGACCCAGCAGACCCAGACAAUGACAAACCAUGGCGUCCCUACUACUCUUACAAACCUAAAAGGAAAGGAAAGAAACUGAGAUCCAAACAGAGGAAGGUGAAAACUGUGAAGUGUUACACCAGGCCUUUGUCACCUGAGGCAGACGAAGACUUCACAGAGACAGACUGCAGUCCAGGUGAAAGCAUUUUGUCAGAGAGCAGAGAACCCACAAGACUGCUCAGGAAUGACAGCUCAAAGCCAGAGCUCUCCUGCUACAUUUGCAAAACCACUUUUUUCAACCUGACCUCACUUGAGAUACACUUGACCAAUUGCCAUCACUCUCGUUGCAGGACAUGUGGUAAGAAGAUGACUUCCUCAUCAUCUGGGUCUUUUUCUGAGGACAACACUGAUUUCACAUGUAAGAGCUGCAUGGAGGAUGGCUCCUGCUUUAGCUCAGAUAUGGCAACCCAGAACCUGAGCAUGGAGAAGCGAUACCGCUGCUCCUUCUGCCCACAGCGCUUCCUCUACCUUGCUACAAAAAGGAGCCAUGAGAAGAAGCACCUGGAGAAGUCUUACCAGCACUGGCCACAAGAGAGCAAGUCCCCAUCACAGGUGACCGAGCAUAAGCCCAAACAGUUCCUCAAAUCAGAGGAGGGCGACUAUCAAGAGGACAGUGAAAUGGAGUCCAAAGGGUCUGCUGGAGCUUUUUCAAGUUUCAUGAAGAGCAGAGAGCAGCCCAAAAUUGAGCCUUGGGAUAGCACAGAAAUCCGUUCACCAGUAGGCGCAAAAAUGGAGGAUCCAGAGAAUACAGAAAGUAAGGGAACUGAUUACACCCACAAGAAAACAUCCUUGUUCUCUCACGGCAGUAAUGGCCCCCUUUCUACAUUCCCUGCCGAGAUGAUGAGGAUAAAACAUAAGAAAAGGAGUAUUCUGGAACGUUCCAAGAGCUUCGGUCUUGAUAGCCAUAGACAGGACUCUAGAGGGGAAGAGUCAAAGGGACAAAAAGGCUGUCUGCCCAAACUUGGAACAAAUUACCAUCUCAACACUGCCAGGUUCUAUCCAACAUGUCUGACAAGAGACCCAGUCACCAAGGAAGCCAAACAGCAAUUACCCAUAUCAAAGCGACGUUUGUGCAAGGAAGAAUUUCUUUUUAACACAAACAACUGA
Molecule: messenger RNA, 3879 nt
Organism: Chanos chanos (milkfish)
Lineage: Eukaryota; Metazoa; Chordata; Actinopteri; Gonorynchiformes; Chanidae
Gene: zbtb38
Product: zinc finger and BTB domain containing 38
Exons: 2
Coding region: 28-3879 (1283 amino acids)
Biological process (GO): regulation of transcription by RNA polymerase II
Cellular component (GO): nucleus
Molecular function (GO): protein binding; DNA-binding transcription factor activity, RNA polymerase II-specific
Source: RefSeq, a predicted model, not a curated record